Salmo salar (Atlantic salmon) is the source of this 2423-nucleotide messenger RNA. RefSeq names its product endoplasmic reticulum mannosyl-oligosaccharide 1,2-alpha-mannosidase. The record is from RefSeq and is a predicted model, not a curated record. Gene Ontology annotation, cellular component: membrane; endoplasmic reticulum. Gene Ontology annotation, biological process: carbohydrate metabolic process; mannose trimming involved in glycoprotein ERAD pathway. Gene Ontology annotation, molecular function: mannosyl-oligosaccharide 1,2-alpha-mannosidase activity; calcium ion binding. NCBI's taxonomy places the organism in Eukaryota, Metazoa, Chordata, Actinopteri, Salmoniformes, Salmonidae.
UCAGACUUGUAUCAACGAAUGUAUUUUGUUGCUUCCGCUCUGUUCGGUCAGGUUACUUUUUCUAGCACUGAGCGCGUGGCAUGUAUAGAUAUUGCAUUGCUGCUCUUGGGUAGAUAAUCAGUCUCUUGAAGGUAUGCACUCAUUUUAAACGAACACUUCCCGUUUUCCUGUUAUACUUGCUCCUCGUUUGUAGUAAAUUAACUUUACUCGUGUAACUGCUUGUUUUUAGGCUGUAGGCCUCGUAAUGCCUCGGUCUGUAGUCGCUUUGUGAAUCGCUCAAGAUCCAGGACAUUGGAAUUGUGAGCUCUGAAGAGCACGAGAGACCAUACACUGUUGACUAAAAGCAUAGAGUCUAUGACUUCACUGUGGGGUAGGCUGGAGACAUGCACUCACCAUCAAGGAAGGACUUUGUGUCUUUAACCUUCACUGGAAGUGGCAACUAUAACAGCAAACAGUGGAGAAGACAGUCCUGCUGGAGGAAAUGGAAACAGUUAUCCAGAUUGCAGCGCAACCUCAUCCUCUUCACCGUGGCUCUCAUGUUAGUUUGUGGGAUUGCCACUUACCCCGCUGUCACAGAACACUUCAGAGGCCUUACUGUUGUUGUGAAGGAGGAUGAGGGCCAUGUUCUGAAACCGGUCAUCCCUGAGGUCCUACCUGAGCCACCUUCAGCGAAGCCGAAGAGGGCACCCCACAAGCGGGGGCCACACGGCCCGCAGAACCGUCUGCAAAAGAAAGGCACCGGGUCAGAUAUCCAGGUGGAGGAGAAUCCGAUUCAAGAUGCAAAGAAAGCUGACAAGGAAGAGGGAGAGAAGCCACUUGUUAAUAGGCGUGGGGCCUUGAUUGAGGCUGACCAAGCCACUGAAGGAGGAACUGCCAAGGAAGCAGAGAACAAGGUGGAUGUCCCAGCGGUUGAGCAAAAGGACCAUUCACACGAGCCAGAAUUUGAUAGGCUUGAGGCAGUACGAGAUGCUUUCAGACAUGCAUGGAAGGGAUACAAAGAGUUUGCCUGGGGCCAAGAUGAGCUGAGGCCCAUCUCUAAGUCCUAUGGAGAGUGGUUUGGCCUGGGCUUGACCCUGAUUGAUGCACUGGACACCAUGUGGAUCCUCAACCUCAGAGAAGAGUUUGAGGAGGCAAAGACCUGGGUGUCAACGGAGCUCUCCUUCAAUAAGAACGUUGAUGUGAACCUGUUUGAGAGCACCAUCCGUAUCCUGGGUGGCUUGCUGAGCACUUACCAUCUGACUGGAGACACUCUGUUCCUGGACAAGGCUAAAGAUAUAGGAACGAGGUUAAUGCCUGCCUUCAACACACCGUCCAAGAUCCCCUACUCAGAUGUGAACAUUGGAAAGGGUACGGCCCACCCCCCUCGAUGGACGUCGGACAGCACUGUUGCUGAGGUCACCAGCAUCCAGCUAGAGUUUAGGGAGCUGAGUCGCCUCACUCAGGACACACGCUACCGGGCUGCAGUGGAUGAGGUCAUGCAAAAAGUCCACAAGCUGGAAGGGAAGCAGGACGGCCUCGUCCCCAUGUUCAUCAACACCAACAGCGGCCAGUUCACCCAUCUGGGGGUCUUCACCCUGGGCGCACGAGCAGACAGCUACUACGAAUACCUUCUUAAACAGUGGAUACAGGGAGGCCAGAAGGAGACAGAAUUGCUGGAUGAUUACCUGCAGGCCCUGGAGGGAGUGAAGAAGAACCUGCUUAAGAAGUCUUCUCCUAACAGCCUGACCUUCGUAGGGGAGCUGUCCCAUGGUCAGUUCAGCCCCAAAAUGGACCACCUGGUGUGUUUCCUCCCUGGGACCCUGGCUCUAGGAGCCCACCACGGCCUGCCAGCCGACCACAUGGAGCUGGCCAAGCAGCUGAUGGAGACCUGCUACCAGAUGUAUGCCCAGAUGGAGACUGGCUUGAGCCCUGAGAUCGUCCACUUCAACAUGCACGAGGGAAGCAUCAGAGAUGUAGACGUCAAGCUUGCAGACAGACACAACCUCCUUCGCCCUGAGACGGUGGAGAGCUUGUUUUAUCUGUACAGGUUCACUAAGGACAGGAAGUACAGAGACUGGGGCUGGGAGAUCCUCCAGAACUUCAACAAGUACACCAAGGUUUCUACUGGUGGCUACACAUCCAUCAACAACGUCCGGGACCCAGAGUACCCCAGCCCCCGGGACAAGAUGGAGAGUUUCUUCCUGGGGGAGACUCUCAAGUACUUCUACCUGCUGUUCUCAGAUGACCCGGAGCUGCUCAGUCUGGACAAGUAUGUGUUCAACACAGAGGCCCAUCCCCUGCCCAUCUGGCCUUCUGCGGAGUGAGCGAUACACCAGCCAAGUCAACGGGAUACAUACACUACCGUUCAAAAGUUUGGGGUCACUUAGAAAUGUCCUUGUUUUUUUAAGAAAAAGCUUUUUUUUUGUCCAUUAAAUUAACAUCAA